UUUAAACAAGUGACAUUUAACUCAUAAACUCAAAUAAAUAUUAUAUUAUUAUAAUUUUUACAAAGUGUUUAAUUAUUUGAUCACAAAUUAAAAAAUGUUGACAUUGAAAUUCGUAAAAUAUUUAUUGUUCAUAAAACUUUUAUUUAUGAAUAAUUUUACUGGCGCGAAAAACUGUAAACCUAAAAUAGCUAUAAUUGGUGGUGGAAUAGGAGGUGCUUCAACAUCUCAUUUUCUCACAAAACUAUUCAAAGGUAAUUUAGAAAUUGAUUUAUUUGAAGCUGAAACGAUUGGUGGAAGAUUAGCAACCGUAAACAUUGAUAAUGAGGAAUAUGAAGCGGGUGGAUCAAUCAUACAUGAGAAGAAUCAACUUAUGAAGUAUUUUGUUGAUUUUUUAGAUCUUGAAAAAAAAACCGUCGAUGAUAGCAGUAAAAUGGGAAUAUGGAAUGGUGAUAAAUUUGUUUUCGAACAAAGUUCCUCUGAGAUGAUGACGCUAUUUAAAUUAAUAUAUAGAUAUGGAUUCCAACCAUUCUGGUUAUAUCGACUAAUUGAUUCAAUAGUUGAUGAUUUUGGAAAAAUAUACCUUCUACAUGACAAUGGUGUUGGUUUUAAUAAUGUAUCAAGUUUAUUAUCUGCUAUGAACAAUGAAUUUCCUCAGAUGCUGCAGGUUUCUACAAAAGACUACCUCAAGGAUUUAGGAUAUUCUCCAGUGGUUAUUGAUGAACUGAUUAAAGCAGUCACAGUUGUAAAUUAUGGACAAGAUACUGAUAUUCAUAGUUUUGUGGGAUCUGUAGCGACUGCUGGAGCAGGUUCCUCAUUGUGGUCUGUCAAAGGUGGAAACAGAAAGGUACCAGAAAAUUUAAUUUACCGGAAUAAAAAAAUAAAUGUUAUUUCUGCGCAAGUUGACAAAAUUAGCUAUCUUCGAAAUAAUGGAAUAUCACAAUAUGAAAUAUUCUAUCGUGAUAAUGAAAGUUCAGAGCUCAUGAAUAAAUUUUAUGAUCUAGUAGUAAUAGCAACACCUUUAACUCAUGAUCAUGAAAAAUUAAUUCAAUUUAAAAACCUACCAAAGAAUAUUAAUCAAGAAUACGAGAAUGAAUAUCAAACUAUAUUCGUAACGUUUGUAACCGGAAAACUGAAAUUACAGUAUUUCGGACUUGUUGAUCCAAUCGAUGAUAUUCUAUCUUGUAAUCCUAAUAAUACCAUCAUUAAUGCCGUAGCAAGACUAAGCACAACUGAAGGCGUGGAAUCUAAUGUAUGGAAAUUAUUUUCUUCACGAAUAUUAAAUAAAGAAUUUAUUCACACAAUGUUUGAGCAAGUCAAUCAUGUAGAGAUCAAAAAAUGGAAAGCAUAUCCAAAAUAUUCAACUAAUAUUGUAAUGAAUCAAUUUAAACUUCAUGAUGCUUUAUAUUAUGUAAAUGCCAUUGAAUGGGCUGCAAGUGCAAUGGAAAUGAGUGCAAUUGGUGGUAGAAAUGUAGCAAUUUUAAUUCAUAAUAGCUAUAAACAAACUUGUAAAAACUUAUAAUAUUUAUAGCAUACGUAAAAGGUUAGGUAUAGAUUAAAAAAAAAACAGCUCUCUUUCCCUCGAUAAUAAUUUAUCAU
Molecule: messenger RNA, 1596 nt
Organism: Chelonus insularis
Lineage: Eukaryota; Metazoa; Arthropoda; Insecta; Hymenoptera; Braconidae
Product: prenylcysteine oxidase-like
Exons: 7
Coding region: 95-1519 (474 amino acids)
Biological process (GO): prenylcysteine catabolic process; prenylated protein catabolic process
Molecular function (GO): prenylcysteine oxidase activity
Source: RefSeq, a predicted model, not a curated record